Molecule: messenger RNA, 5589 nt
Organism: Epinephelus lanceolatus (giant grouper)
Lineage: Eukaryota; Metazoa; Chordata; Actinopteri; Perciformes; Serranidae
Gene: slc5a6a
Product: solute carrier family 5 member 6a
Biological process (GO): sodium ion transport; transmembrane transport
Cellular component (GO): membrane
Molecular function (GO): symporter activity
Source: RefSeq, a predicted model, not a curated record
CGUCACUGGCUGAUCUCACGAGCAGAUGCGUGUACAGUGAUGCAAGUUACUGUUGCUUCAGUGUUUCGGCAGCGAGGAGUGGUCAGAGUGUAGGCUCGGAGGUUGCUGGGUGUUAGUCUCACGUUGGUGCACGCGGUAGCCGAAGAAAGUUUCGACAAGGCAGCAGCACCGUGCCAUGUGGGCGCGUAGGUAACGUUAGCGGCAAACAGUGACCGUGAUUGGAGGUUGUGACAAAGAUACUCCCCUCAAGUGAGCCUUAAAUCUGAGUGGCCGGUGUGUGUCACUGUCAGCCAGCCAGCAGCAGCUUGAACUCAGCAAAUAGGCUCUCAGUGAGUCUCCCUAGGGGUGAAGCGCUUUGAUGUCGUGAUCAGCCCCAGAGACCGUGCUUCCAACAGUCCUCACUCUCCCAGCCCCACCCCCCACAUCCACUGUUAUCAUGGGAGAGGUAAUCCAAAUGCACUUCACCACGGUGGACUAUGUCAUCUUUGCCUUGCUGUUGGUGGCCUCAGCUGGCAUCGGCCUCUUCUACGCCUUCUCUGGUGGGCGCCAACGCACAACACAGGAGUUUCUGAUGGCUGACCGCUCCAUGAGCUGCCUGCCAGUGUCUCUGUCCCUGCUGGCCACUUUCCAGUCCGCUGUGGCCAUCCUGGGUGCUCCUUCCGAGGUGUACACCUUCGGGACUCAGUACUGGUUCCUGGGCUGCUCCUACUUUUUGGGCCUGCUCAUCCCAGCUCAUGUUUUCAUACCAGUCUUCUACCGACUGCGCCUCUCCAGCGCCUAUGAGUAUCUGGAGCUGCGCUUUAACAAGACGGUUCGCAUAUGUGGGACUGUGACCUUCAUCUUUCAGAUGGUCAUUUACAUGGGGGUGGUCCUGUAUGCCCCAGCCUUGGCACUCAAUGCAGUGACAGGUUUUGACCUGUGGGGGGCAGUGCUGGCCAUGGGGUUGGUGUGUACUCUAUAUACUGCUCUGGGGGGUCUGAAGGCGGUGAUCUGGACCGAUGUAUUCCAGACGGUGGUGAUGUUUGCAGGUCAGCUGGCGGUCAUCGUGGUGGGGGCCAAUCAGGCAGGGGGCAUAGCAGAGGUGUGGAGGAAAGCAGUCAAUGGCAGCCGCAUUGCUGGACUAGACCUGAACCCCGACCCUCUGGAGCGCCACACCUUCUGGACGCUGGGUGUAGGAGGAGUCUUCCUGAUGUUGGCACUGUACGGCGUCAACCAGGCCCAGGUCCAAAGAUACCUCAGCUCUCGUUCGGAGAAAGAGGCCGUCAUGUCCUGCUAUGUAGUUUUUCCGUGCCAGCAGAUCGUCUUGUGUUUAGGUUGUAUGAUGGGUCUGGUGAUGUUUGCUCGCUAUGGAGAGGACAGCCCUCUGGACAAGGGCUACGUCAAAACUAAUGACCAGAUGGUGCUGUACUUUGUGAUGGACGUGUUCAAGGAUCUGCCCGGGCUGGCAGGACUGUUUGUGGCCUGUCUCUUCAGUGGAGCUCUCAGCACCAUCUCAUCAGCCUUUAACUCCCUAGCAACAGUAACCAUGGAGGACCUGAUUAAACCUCAUUUUCCAAACAUGACAGAAGCUAAAGCCACGCUGCUGUCCAAGGGACUCGCUUUGGUCUACGGCCUGGUGUGUCUGGCUAUGGCCUACCUCGCCUCUAUAAUGGGAUCUGUGCUGCAGGCAGCCUUCAGCAUCUUUGGGAUGGUGGGUGGUCCUCUGCUGGGCCUCUUCUGUCUGGGAAUGUUCUUUCCCUGGGCAAACCCUACUGGUGCAGUAGUUGGGUUAGUCGCAGGCCUCGCCAUGGCCUUCUGGAUUGGCAUUGGCAACUUCGUAAUGCGUAUGUCUGCUGCCAGCACAGUGCCCCCACUCAACACCACUACCCUGCCCCUGUUUGACAACAUGACCACCACUGUCAUGACUACACUGGUCGGCGCCACCACAGCCAAGCCAAGGCCGACAGGUGUGGAGGCGCUCUACUCGUUGUCCUACAUGUGGUACAGUGCUCACAACUCCACCACUGUGGUGGUGGUUGGACUGAUAGUCAGUCUGCUGACAGGACCUAUGAAAGAGAAGGAGCUGACCCCUGGCACAGUGUAUCCGGUCCUGGGAACACUGCUUUUCUUCCUGCCUGAGCGCUACAGGGAGAAGCUCUGCUGUGUCACUCCACUGGCUCAGAAGCCCAAAGAAAUCCUCGCACAGCCUUAUCUGAUGGCCAAGAAAGACAGCAACGGAACAGCUUACUGCAAAGAGGAUACAGUCACAGAGGACAAAGAGGCAGAGAGUGACAGAGCAGAAACAGAGGAGGAAGACUUAGAAACAAGGAUUGCUCUGCCAUCAUGUCAACUGACGGCUCACACGGUUCAGGAGACAGCCUUGUGAUCCUUUUGUCUUCUACUUAUAGCAUAUACCCACUUUCACCCCCAGCUACUGCACUGUCCAGUUGUCUGGGGGGAAGCGCAGAAAAAGACAGAUCAUAGAUGUGAAGUCCAUCAGUAAGUAGACGUCCUGAGGGUCUGCAGCACCAGGUUUGGGUGUUCAUGUUUUACAAUGUCAUAAUCAGUUGAAUCUGGUUAUGAACUUAAGAGGGUUCAUGGGUACUUGCUCACACAUUUUUCUCAAAAAAAAAUAAAUAAAUAAAAAUAAAAAUAAAUAAAUAAAACCCGACUAGAGAUCGAUUUCUGCCAGGCUGGAACUGUGCACUGAAAGCCCAAAUGGCGGCAGUUAAAGAAGAAAUAAGUCAGUUGAUCCUUCAUAGCAACACUCUCUGUCCAGAUGUGUGCAGUUUUAAGUUAAUGGAGUGAGUAGCUCUCAUGCACAAUGAGCUGCUCCACUGUGACUGGAUCCCGUCACUCUAUUUGACAAAAGAAUCAGGUAGUUAAUAGAUGCAAGAUGUAAAUGAUGUAAACAAGAUGUGAUAUUUUUGUAGAGAAGAUGGAGCCAUACAGUCCCAGAAUAUGUACGAGAGAAUAUAAUAUAAAAAGAAAAGAGACAGAACUUGAACGGAAGGCAUGACAGUACUGUGAUCGUGUAGUGUCUUUACAUGGCCUUGGUUUAACACUAAUAGUCGCCUACCAGCUGCUAAUAUAGAUGUUUAAAUAAUGAGUCCACAAAUGGCAACGCUGUGUGUUCAGGUGAGCAAAGAUGGCGUCUUGUGGUGGCAGUUAAAAUAGAUGGAGCACAAUAAAUCUGGUUUCUACCAACAGUGCAUGAGGAUAAUGUAAUCCAGUCAGUGUGCAGAGCUGCUCUGUCCGAUUGCAGAGCUGCUUACUCCCCAUGCAGAGUUGCUCUCUCCCCAUACUCAUUGUGGUUGUUCCCACAAAGGAGAUUAAUAUUAUCCACUGUUUGUCAUUCUUUGAGGACUUUUGUACAAGCCUAGAGCAACAAAUCCCUCACGAGUUGCCAUCAUUCACUCAUUCACUACCUCCUAUAUAACACACACUCAUUAGUUAACAUCACAUAUUACAUAUACAUACACAUGCACAGGGAACACAUUGGACACAGACUGUGUUCUGUUCUCUCCUCUUACAGCUUCUGGAGAAGUUGGUGGCAUGAUUGGUCGAGUCAGACAUAAGAUGUCUUGCCUAAAGAAUAAGUUUGCUUUUUUUGUCUUGUAGCUCUUAAUACAAUACUCGCAUGUCAUUAUGGUAUCAGUUAGCACUUGGCAGCAACGAAUAGGAAUGAUUGCAGCAACCAGUAACUCUUCUACUACACGUCAUGUGACUAUUGUAUCAAGAUAUUCAAUCUUUAAAAAGACAUGACAGGAGGAGUAGAAUGAAUCUGGUUGUGUGUGUUGUGUGUUUAAGCAGUUAGUGUAAUUGACGCUACACUAGAGACCAAUAUGCUGGCCGUAAAUCAAUCAGGAAAGCUAUACCCUUUGGGGAAUACACAAAGUAUUUUUAAUAUAAAAUCGCACACUGUCAAAACUCAUGUUUUUGAUGUACACAGUUUGUGUACUUUUCUGUUGUGUUCAGUCACAGUGAACAUAUCCUUAACACUGUCAGGAUAUGUUGUUCACAGGAAGCCCCAUGAAGCUCUGAAGUGCCUCAUUGACUGAAUGUUCUCUGAAGAGCUGGGAUUAACAUGGGGCGCUCUGUAAGGUCUUGUUUUCAUUAGCUUUAUAUGUUUUACAGCACAAGUGGCUAUUAUACGUGUUUAUCCCUGCUCCCAUCUGACUGCCAGCACUGCUCCAAACCACAGAGACGCCAUCUUGGACCUUUGAGGUGGACCUACUUUAUUUCCAUUAGGCAGUAACUUGAUAUAUUUAAAGGUAACUACGAGUCAGUCAUCUCUGGUAUUUUUGUAUUUUCAACAUCAUUGUAAGUGCCCGUCUUUUUAUUUAAUUCAGGUUGUUGUCAGUGCCAGUAUGUGAUUGAUUUGCCUGAUAUUGUGUAGUUGAAUAUUAUCACCAUUGUCAUGUUUUUUGGAAUCACAGAAUUCUUGAGCAUCACCAUUUUAGCAUUUGAAGUCCUCCUCCAUUGUCAUUGUGUAAGAGGAGAGGUGUUGUGUGUGUUUAUGGUGUUUUGAGUUGGUAGUUUGUGCUCUUAACAAUGGACUGCAUGGUCAUGUGACUUACUGUUUAUUCAGCAUUGUUAAGUUUGUAACAGCCAAACCGCUCUGACAUGUUUCCAAAGAGUUUCUACAGUUUAUGGAGAGUCUACGUGAAGUACAUGAAUACAACCGACAUCUCAUUUAAACAGUCGGUCAGUAACGUCGCUCUAUCAGCGCGUGCUGUCUCAGUUGCCUUACAUUUUACCGUUUAAAUGAGUUUGCCGGAGUUGUAUUGGAAGUACAUGCCAGACAAUCAAGGUGACCCAGUUUAGCAUCAGGAAAGAAGCAGCUUAGCAUGUCUCAUUUAUUUGGAAAGGAUUAUGGACUCUCCAAACCACUAGAUCCCCUGUUUGUUGGAAUGUUGAGCCCUAAAGCACCAAUCCCUUACACGAGCAACAUGUUUGUACCAUCAGAGAUACCUCGAUUUAUCCAAAGCAUAUAGAACAUGAAUUUCUUUCUUUUUUAUUUUAUUGUUACCAACAGAAUAUAUAUUUGAGAUCAUUUGUAUAUUUUUGUAAAUUCACGUAAAGCCACAUUUCAUGAGUUGAAAUGUGGAAUUCUAUAUGCAAGAACCAUGAAAUGUGUCCUUUUUUUUUAAUGAAUGUCAGGCAGGACUGGGAAUGUAGCAGUCCACUGAGAUGUGAUAGCAUUUAGCGUAACACUAGCAUCCCUUGCCUUAGAAAACAUUUCACACAGGGAAUGUUUUUAAGUGCUACAUCCCAUAUGCUGGCCUCCACAGUCACAAUUCAAGACAUUUUAAUGGUUCAGAGUUUUUGAACUACUUUUAAAUGACGUGACAAUGUGUACUUUAUUUAUGAUUGCGUAGUAUUGAAUCCUUUUCCUUCAUACCUGAAAUUACUUGAAGUGUGUGCCUGUAAUUUUACCUUAAUGAUACACAGAUACAACCCCUUUAUAAUGCCAGGAAACAUAAUUCAAGUGCUGACAUACUAUUGAUAUUAUUGCUGUUAAAGAUGUCCUUUAUCAACCCAGACUGGAUGGAGCACUGUGAUACUGAUGAACACUAUGACACCUAAUAAAGCAUAAUGAUGUCAGGA